AUGCAGUUUUCGUGGGGGCCUCUUCUUAAGGAUGUGUCGCGCAUUGACAACAAUGGCUUGAACCAAUCAAACAGCUUAGCUCUAAAGAUUCAGCAGCAACUGGCAGAAGGGAAGUAUGAAGAUGCAACACAAACAUGGGGUGAUCUUGAAGGUGUUAUUUUGGAUCACAGUAAUGAUGUGGACUUUUAUAACUUCAUGUUGGAUACUGGAAAUGGCGUUGCUACGUCAACAACAAAGACAUUGAAAGGGGUAGAAAAGUACUUGACAUAUCUCAGCAUCAAGUUUUCAUCAACCAAUGGGGCAUCAGCUGUUGACUUGGAUAGCUUCAUGAAUGGGCCCAUUAGAGAGAAGCUACAGAUUAUCCCACAGAAUUUAACAUGGGGAGAACAGAGUGACAUUGUAUUUUAUGCCAUGGUUGGCGAUUUUAUGAAACCAAGAAUCAAGGAGGUUGAUGAGCUCCUAACCAAAGGUGUAAAUGUGACCAUAUACAAUGGGCAGGUUCCAGUAGAUCAGCCCUGUGUUUCUUUGCAGAUGGUGGGCAGUAUUACUCGAUCACCGAGAACAAAAGAUGGGUCUGAAAAUUGGGGAUAUGUCGAAGUUCGUCCCAAGGCCCACCUGUUUUGGUGGCACUACAGAAGUCCUUACAGAGUUGAAGAUCCAUCCAAUCCAUGGCCAAUAAUUCUUUGGCUCCAAGGGGGUCCUGGAGCUUCUGGAGUUGGAUUUGGAAAUUUCCUUGAAAUUGGACCAUUGGAUAUAAACUUAGAGCCCCGAAAUUCAACUUGGCUCAAGAAAGCUGAUCUGCUAUUUGUGGAUAGCCCAGUUGGAACAGGUUUUAGUUAUGUCGAGGAUGAAAAAUUGGCAGUUAAGACUGAUGACGAGUCAGCAACUGAUUUAACAACCUUGUUGAAGUUUCUGUUCAAUAAUGAUGAGAGCCUCCAGAAAAGCCCUUUGUACAUUUUUGCAGAAUCCUAUGGAGGGAAGUUUGCUGUUACACUUGGGGUGUCAGCUCUUAAGGCAAUUGAAGCAGGGGAAUUAAAACUUCAACUUGGAGGCAAUAAUUUAUUUCUUCUAUCUAGAUACACUUACGCACUGUUUCAUUAG
Molecule: messenger RNA, 1101 nt
Organism: Ilex paraguariensis (yerba mate)
Lineage: Eukaryota; Viridiplantae; Streptophyta; Magnoliopsida; Aquifoliales; Aquifoliaceae
Source: the annotation of a GenBank genome assembly